Molecule: messenger RNA, 2636 nt
Organism: Gastrolobium bilobum
Lineage: Eukaryota; Viridiplantae; Streptophyta; Magnoliopsida; Fabales; Fabaceae
Product: homeobox-leucine zipper protein ANTHOCYANINLESS 2
Exons: 9
Coding region: 10-2307 (765 amino acids)
Biological process (GO): regulation of DNA-templated transcription
Molecular function (GO): DNA-binding transcription factor activity, RNA polymerase II-specific; DNA binding; lipid binding
Source: RefSeq, a predicted model, not a curated record
UCCAGUUCAAUGCAAAGUUCAUCUUCCUUUUCCUUCUCAACUCAAAGAAAAAUGGAGGGCCAUAGUGAGAUGGGUCUCAUUGGGGAAAAUCUCGAUACUAGUUUGACGGGGAGGAUGAGGGACGAUGAGAAUGAAAGCCGUUCUGGAAGUGACAACUUUGAAGGCUUAUCUGGUGAUGAUCAGGAUGCUGGUGAUGAUCAGCGGCAGAGGAAGAAAAGAUACCAUAGACACACUCCUUACCAAAUUCAAGAGCUUGAAUCUUUCUUUAAGGAGUGUCCUCAUCCGGAUGAGAAGCAAAGGUUAGAUCUUAGCAACAAACUUGGCUUGGAGAAUAAGCAAGUCAAGUUCUGGUUUCAGAAUCGACGGACUCAAAUGAAGACCCAGCUGGAACGCCAUGAGAAUUUAAUGCUUAGGCAGGAGAAUGAGAAGCUCAGAGCUGAGAACACUUUGAUGAAGGAAGCCAUGUCAAAUCCAAUAUGUAACAGCUGUGGCGGCCCGGCUAUUCCUGGCCAAAUUUCAUUUGAGGAGCACCAGAUUAGAAUUGAAAAUGCUCGACUAAAGGAUGAAUUGAACCGCAUAUGUUCCUUAACAAACAAGUUCCUUGGCAAGCCAAUUUCAUCAUUGACCAGUCCCAUGUCUCUCCCAACCUCAAAUUCUGGUCUGGAACUUGGUAUUGGAAGGAGUGGGGUUAGUGGUUCGAGCACUCUCGGCACUUCCUUGCCAAUGGGACUUGAUUUGGGAGAUGGAGUCUUGGGAACCCAAUCUGCAAUGCCUGGGAUUAGAUCCCAAAUGGGAUUGAUGGGAAGUGGAGUUCAGUUCGAGAGAUCCAUGCUUAUAGAUCUUGCAUUGGCUGCUAUGGAGGAACUAAUAAAGAAGGCUCAGACAGAUAGCCCUCUUUGGAUUAAGAGUUUGGAUGGCGAGAGGGAAAUUAUGAACCAUGAGGAGUAUGCAAGGUGUUUUUCUCCUUGUAUUGGUCCAAAACCCACUGGUUAUGUAACUGAAGCUACAAGAGAAACUGGGAUAGUAAUCAUUAACAGUUUAGCCCUUGUGGAAACUUUGAUGGAUGCGAAUCGAUGGGCGGAGAUGUUUCCAUCUAUGAUUGCUAGAGCUAUCAAUCUUGAUGUUAUAUCUAGUGGCAUGGGCGGAACCAGAAAUGGUGCUUUACAAGUGAUGCAUUCUGAGGUUCAAUUGCUUUCACCACUGGUCCCUGUUCGUCAAGUGAGAUUCCUCCGGUUUUGUAAGCAGCAUGCAGAAGGCUUAUGGGCUGUGGUUGAUGUUUCUGUUGAGGUUGGUCAUGAUGCUGCUAAUGCACAAUCAUUCAUUAGCUGUAGGAGGCUUCCUUCUGGCUGUAUUGUGCAGGAUAUGCCCAAUGGUUACUCCAAGGUUACUUGGCUUGAGCAUUGGGAGUAUGAUGAGAGUGUUAUCCACCAACUUUAUCGCCCAUUGCUUAGUUCUGGUGUUGGAUUUGGUGCUCAUAGAUGGAUCGCCACCCUCCAAAGGCAGUGUGAAGGCUUGGCCAUCCUAAUGUCUUCUUCCAUCUCAAGUGAUGAUCACACAGCCUUGAGCCAAGCUGGUCGGAGAAGCAUGUUGAAGCUGGCACAACGCAUGACCAGUAACUUUUGUUCCGGGGUCUGUGCUUCUUCAGCUCGCAAGUGGGAUAGCCUUCAUCUGGGGACUCUUGGUGAUGACAUGAGAGUGAUGACUAGGAAAAAUGUGGAUGACCCAGGUGAGCCUCCAGGGAUCUUGCUCAGUGCUGCAACUUCUGUUUGGAUGCCGGUGUCACGGCAAAGGCUGUUUGAUUUUCUUCGCGAUGAACGGUUCAGAAGCCAGUGGGACAUUUUGUCCAAUGGUGAACCAAUGCAAGAGAUGGUCCAUAUUGCCAAAGGACAAGGUCAUGGAAAUUGUGUUUCUCUCCUUCGUGCUGGUGCUGUUAAUGCCAAUGAUAGUAGCAUGCUGAUUCUGCAAGAAACAUGGACGGAUGCUUCGUGCUCGGUGGUAGUAUAUGCACCGGUUGAUGUGCAAUCCUUGAAUGUGGUGAUGAGUGGGGGAGAUUCUGCUUAUGUUGCACUCUUGCCUUCAGGUUUUGCCAUUCUUCCUGAUGGUCAUUGCUUCGGCAGUGUUGCACCAAACAACAGUUGCAAUGGUGGUGUUGGUGAUGGUGACGGUGGAAGCUUGCUUACGGUUGGGUUCCAAAUUCUGGUGAAUAGCCUCCCAACAGCUAAGCUCACGGUGGAGUCAGUUGAUACCGUGGAUAACCUCAUCUCAUGCACCAUUCAGAAGAUCAAAGCUUCACUCAGAGUUGCAUAACAACCAUUUUGUCAAAGCAAUGCAAGUUAAACUUAUUUUGUGUCCUUUUCUCUUUAUCCUAUAAUGAAAAAACAGAAAGGGUUUAUAUAUUUGGAUGUAAAGGAUUUAUAUAGAGUAGUGGAAGAGGCUGAGACAGAAAGGGUCGCAUAAGGAAAGGUUACGAGUCAAGAACGAACCGCGAAAGAGGAACUUGAGCUGCAUGUACUCUUGAGUGCACAUUUUUUUGCUCACGGUGGUUCGGGUAUUGACUCGUUGACCAGCGAGUUAGUCUCAGGACUCUUAUUUGCCUAAAAAAUGUCUGUUAUUUAAGCCAAUUCUAUACAGUUGCA